UCUCCUGCUCGCGGCUCGCCGCUUCUCCACCUCCCGUCUCGUAUGCUCGUCUCCUCCUCCUCCUCUUUGCUACCUCCGCCGCCGCUCGCCGGAAGGGAAGGGAAUCCCACUCCACCACCACCGCUCCCGUCUCGCCGCCAUUUCCUUCCCAGUUGCUACCAACGCUUACUCUGAGCUCUCUGUGGCCUCACCUUGCUGCUAUGCCUUUCCCGCCGCUCGCCGGGAACCAACGCCACCGCACCGAAAGCACCACCUAGUGCCUUGCCCCGACUCCUAUGGCGUCCGACCGCCCCUUCGAGGCCUUGCUGGCCGCUGCUCGCGGCGCCCUCGCCCACCUCCACCUUCCCAUCCACAUCUCCGGAUCCAAUUCCAUUCCAGAUUCCAACCCCAAACAGCACAAGCAGCAACGCGAGCCCGACUGCCUCCUCCACCUCCACGUCGUCGUCACCAACUUCCUUCACAAGCCCCUCAAAUCAUUCGCGAGAUGCUUCCGCAGCGACACCAAGCGCGCCCAGCGACGGGCCAAACAAUCCCCCCCGCAGCACCUGGAGCUCCUGCUCUGCAUUGCCUUUGACGCCUUCGCCCACAACCUGCACGUACUAGAGCACGCCUGCAAGCAAAAAGGCGCCGAAUUUGGUAUCGCCACCCGACAGCUCGAUCAAUUUGAGGUUCUCAGGAAGGUGAUCGAUGGGAAGAGGGCCGAUUUCGAUGGAUUCCUUUCCAACCUGGGUUUUGCAAAGGUCGGGGCACCGCCACCGCCUGCAAGCAUCAUGGGUGCCUCCCCUACCCCAGCGCCGGCUAGCGACCAGGAGGAUGGUGGUGGAAUUGAGGACAGGGAAGGGGUGGACAGUGGCAUUGGUACACCACAGCUGCCACAGACAUUAGCUGCUCGGCUGCUUGACCUCCCGUUGUCGAAUGUGGAGCGCCUGCGGUCAACACUGCCCACAGUUUCACUGACAGAGUUGAUCGAGUUACUCCCGCAGCUGGUAGGCAGAUCGAUAACGUCGGCAGAUGGACAUCCUGACAAGAAGAAGCUUUUCUCCGUGCAGGACUUCUUCAGAUAUGCAGAAGUUGAAGGAAAGCGGUUCUUUGAAGAGUUGGACAGAGAUGGUGAUGGUCAAGUCACUCUAGAAGAUCUCGAAAUUGCAAUGAGGAAGAGGCGAUUACCUAGGAGGUAUGCCCGAGAUUUCUUACGGCGUACAAGAAGCAACUUUUUUUCAAAAUCAAUUGGGUGGAAGCAAUUUUUAUCCUUGAUGGAACAGAAGGAGCCAACCAUUCUCCGAGCAUAUACCACGUUGUGUUUGAGCAAGUCUGGAACACUUCACAAGAAUCAAAUCUUGACAUCCUUAAAAGGUGCAGGCCUUCCGGCCAAUGAAGAUAAUGCCGCUGCCAUGCUACGGUAUCUAAAUGCAGAUUCAGAAGGAUCAAUCUCAUAUGGUCAUUUCCGCAAUUUCAUGCUUCUACUUCCUUCAGAACGCCUUGAGGAUGAUCCUCGGAACAUUUGGUUUGAAGCUGCUACCGUUGUUGCUGUUCCCCCACCUGUUGAAAUAUCCACAGGAAGUGUUUUGAAGUCUGCUUUAGCUGGAGGUCUUGCUAGUGCGCUCUCUACCUCUCUGAUGCAUCCUAUUGAUUCAAUGAAGACACGUGUGCAAGCAUCCACGCUCUCAUUUCCAGAUCUCAUUUCAGAGCUUCCACAAAUUGGGCUUCGAGGAUUGUAUCGAGGUUCUAUCCCAGCAAUUCUUGGCCAGUUUUCAAGCCAUGGUUUGAGGACAGGAAUCUUUGAAGCAAGCAAGCUUGUAUUAAUUAAUGUCGCUCCAACACUUCCAGAGAUUCAGGUGCAAUCCAUGGCUUCCUUCUGCAGCACAGUCCUGGGGACAGCUGUCCGUAUCCCUUGUGAGGUUCUUAAGCAGCGUUUGCAGGCUGGAAUCUUCAACAAUGUAGGGGAGGCCAUUGUUGGCACCAUGCGACAGGAUGGCCCAAAAGGCUUUUUUCGCGGUACUGGGGCCACUCUUUGUCGUGAGGUUCCUUUCUAUGUUGCUGGAAUGUGCCUCUAUGCUGAAGCUAAAAAGGCAGCACAGCAUGUUCUGGACAGAGACUUGGAACCAUGGGAAACAGUAGCAGUUGGAGCAUUGUCUGGAGGACUUGCAGCAGUUGUUACCACUCCCUUUGAUGUGAUGAAGACGCGGAUGAUGACUGCCCCUCCAGGCACACCAGUGUCCAUGCAGAUGAUAGUCUUCUCCAUCCUCCGAAAUGAGGGCCCUCUUGGGCUCUUCAAGGGUGCGGUCCCCCGCUUCUUCUGGAUUGCUCCUCUCGGAGCAAUGAACUUUGCAGGAUAUGAGCUCGCCAAGAAGGCGAUGAUCAAAGAUGAGAAUGAUUCCAAAGAGUCGAUACAUGAGAAGAAAGCCAUGGUGGGUUCACGAGGAUAACCGUUCACCUGGUGAAAUCUAUGGUGCAAAGAAACUGAAGCCAUGCAACAGAAGUUUUUCCGCCCUCGUUGCAAAGAAGCAAUAGAAACAUCUGCCGUUCCUUGUUGAUAAUUGUAUCAAAGUGUAGGUUGCCGUACUCUUCCCAGCUGACUGAGGAAAAUUUGCUGAGUGACAGUUUCCAUAGGCCUUCAGAUCGCUGUAUAGUAGAUGAUACAGAGUUACAGGCGGGGUUAGACAUGCUGGAGCUGUUUUUCUUUGCCUGGACAGCUUGCUUGUCUGUUGUUAAACAAUCCAUGGCCUUGUUCCCAUGUGCUUUUGUUGUUUUGCUUUUGUGACCUGGGCCAAGCGAGGAUCUAAAGAUUGUUUUGAUGUCAAUUUGAGAUAGACUGGUAAAGUGACAAGGAAAACAAUAAAGGGUAAGUGGACGGUCCUUGUUGGACAGAAUGUA
Phragmites australis (common reed) is the source of this 2874-nucleotide messenger RNA. RefSeq names its product calcium-dependent mitochondrial ATP-magnesium/phosphate carrier protein 1-like. The transcript has 7 exons. Gene Ontology annotation, biological process: transmembrane transport. The record is from RefSeq and is a predicted model, not a curated record. Gene Ontology annotation, molecular function: S-adenosyl-L-methionine transmembrane transporter activity; calcium ion binding. The coding region runs from base 276 to 2426 and encodes 716 amino acids. NCBI's taxonomy places the organism in Eukaryota, Viridiplantae, Streptophyta, Magnoliopsida, Poales, Poaceae. Gene Ontology annotation, cellular component: mitochondrial inner membrane.